GUUGUGAUAAACUUAUUAAAUAGAUAACUAAGGAUGCGGUCCGGCAAUAACUCGCGGAACUCUCAAGCAGUCGUGACCGAGGCUUGGAAUAAAAUCAAAAAUGGCAUGGAUGCUUGUUUCUUCGAAAAGUCGAUGAAACGAGCAGAUUGGAUGGAUCUUCAGACACAAGUUUAUAAUAUUGCCAUUGACGUAACAAUCGGAGAUGAUUCCAGUAAUGGCCACACCAGACCGGGACAAUCAAGAAACAAAAAAGAGCCUAUAGUCAAUAAACGAUGUGCUGAUGUCUACGAAAAAGUCAAGAAUUAUUUCGAGGGUUAUCUUCUGAAGCUUUCAGAGGAAAUCAAAACUCAUUCGGGAGAAAACAUGCUUCAAUUUUACAAAGAGAAAUGGGAAUCAUACGUAAAAGCCGCUUCGACUGUAGAUGGUCUUUUCGAGUAUGUGAACAGGACCUAUGUUCAGAGACAGAAAGAUCAGAAUGCGAUUUAUGGAUGUUUCAAUAUCCACGAACUGGCGCUGGUAACAUGGAGAGACAAUUUCUUUUUCAGCCUCAAACAGAGCAUAACAGCAGCUGUAUUUCAACUGAUUAGAAAAGAAAGGAAUGGGGAGCAAAUCAACACUAACCUUAUAUCAUACGUGCUGCAAUCGUUAGUGAGACUCAGCAUUCCUAAUCCGUGGGAAGUAUCGCGCCCAUUACCAGCCCAUGUGGGGAGUCCCAGUUCCAUGAACACCUUUCAGAACCAUUCGCCCCACCACCAGAUAAAUUCAUCUGGAAACUUAAGUCCUCUGGGUAGAAAAGAUAAAAACUCCUCACUACCUCCAUCCACGUUUUUCUACAAGGACAACUUUGAAGAUGACUUCAUAAAAGAAACAGAAGAUUUCUACAUGAAAGAGAGUGAACAAUUUAUCAGAGAGCAUUCGUUCACGGAUUACAUGAUCAAGUCGGAAACGAGGUUCGAAGAGGAGAAAAGCCGAGUGGCCAAGUAUUUGCACAACCAGACUGAACGACCUCUGAUCAAAGCCUGCGAGAAGAUUUUAAUUGAGACGCACAUUGAUAGGUUCUACCAGGAAUACACAGUUUUGCUGCGAGACCACAAAAUCGAAGACUUGUCUCGAGUGUACCGACUGUGCUCGCGUGUGAAGGACACUUUGGAGCGACUGCAGGAGAUGUUUCAGGAACAUGUCACUGCCAAGGGAGUGGAAGCCAUGGAAAAUGUACUCGGUGAAAUGGAGAGAAGCAAAACCUCUGGCAAAUCGGAACUGCCCAAACAGUACGCUGAGGGAAUAAUCUCAGUGCACAAACAGUUCACAGAGCUGAUUCACCGUGCAUUCAGUGAUAAUGCUGGAUUCAUAACCGCACUGGACCUGGCCAACGAACAGUACAUCAACCGAAAUGCAGUUACCAAACAGCAAGCCACACAAAACCAGGUAUCUAACAAUCCUCAAGCUAGGGGCGGAGCAGAUCCCUCCAAAUCGGCAGCAGAACUUCUUGCGCAAUACAUCGACUCACUUCUAAGAGUUAGUUCGCGUAAAGGAGAUGAUAACGACCUUGAAGAACACAUGCAGGAUUCCAUGAUGAUUUUCAAAUACAUCUCAGAAAAAGACGUUUUUGCGCGACAGUUUUCGAGGCAUCUUGCAAAUCGGCUCGUCAGUGGAAGUUCAGUAUCUGAUGACGCCGAGCAAAGCAUGAUUGAGAAGCUGAAAAGCAAUUGUGGGUUCGAGUACACGAGUAAGUUCCAGAAGAUGUUCACAGAUGUGAAUCUGUCCAAGAAGUUGAGUGAUGAGUUCAAAAACCCUUCAGUGGUGCUAGACUUUGACUUCUCAAUAAUCGUGGGAACGAGCGCGUCGUGGCCAUUCAACACUGUCAAGGGAUACAUGCUACCAAAAGAGUUCCAAUCGACAGUGGAGAAGUUCAAAAUGUUCUAUAACCAGAAGCACGCCAACCGCAAACUAGACUGGCAGUGGAACCGGUGCAAGGGAGAGAUAGCUACCGGCUGCUUUCAGAAACCAUACUUCUUCGUUGCCUCCAUGUACCAGAUGGGAGUUCUGCUCCUGUUCAACAAGUCCAAAACAGUCACGAUGGACAGCAUCAUUGCCGAGUGUGGGAUCCCGAACGAGGACAGCACAAUCCAGGUGGUGCAGCAGUUGGUCAAGUUGAAGAUACUGACCAGUGCGGGUGAUGAGAAGGAGAAGGAGACGGAGAUAUCUGUGAGCGACUCCUACCACAAUAAGAAGUUGAAAGUGCCAAUCACGAUGCCCCUGAAGGCGGAGCAGAAGCACGACAGGGCACACACGGACAGACAGGUGGAGGAGGACAGGAAGAAUGUGAUACAGGCGGCCAUAGUCAGGAUCAUGAAAAUGAGGAAGAAGUUGAACCACAACCUACUCGUGCAGGAGACCAUAGACCAGGUCAAGUCCCGUUUCCAGCCAAGUGUGAACUCAAUCAAGAAGGAAAUAGACGCCCUGAUUGAGAAGGAGUUUCUGAAGAGAUCGGAAUCGGAGAGAAGCUUCUAUGAAUAUGUAGCUUAGAUAGAUGUGGUGUAUAUAGAAAUUAGAUAUACAUACAGCAAAUCAGCAAUGAGAUUGUCAUUGAGACGAGUAAGCGAAAAACUACUACCUCUGAUGUAGCUACAUGAGUGAGCUCUUCAAAAGCCCCCUCCCCCGUAGCCCCAAAGUUAUAGUUAGCUAUUGGCAUCAUAUCUUCUUUUGAUAUGUAGAAACAACACUAUUUUUCAAGCAAAGUACAGAAGUUUAACAGUUUUGAUAGAAAGUUGAAAAAUUUAUAAAAACUGUUCUGUAAUUUGCAAUGUAUUA
This is a messenger RNA of Symsagittifera roscoffensis, 2811 nucleotides long. Its product is annotated as cullin-1-like. Gene Ontology annotation, molecular function: ubiquitin protein ligase binding; protein-macromolecule adaptor activity. The record is from RefSeq and is a predicted model, not a curated record. Bases 34 to 2526 code for a protein of 830 amino acids. Gene Ontology annotation, biological process: SCF-dependent proteasomal ubiquitin-dependent protein catabolic process; protein ubiquitination. Gene Ontology annotation, cellular component: SCF ubiquitin ligase complex. The transcript is spliced from 12 exons. NCBI's taxonomy places the organism in Eukaryota, Metazoa, Xenacoelomorpha, Acoela, Convolutidae.